Molecule: messenger RNA, 507 nt
Organism: Phytophthora infestans T30-4
Lineage: Eukaryota; Oomycota; Peronosporomycetes; Peronosporales; Peronosporaceae
Exons: 6
Coding region: 1-507 (168 amino acids)
Source: RefSeq, a predicted model, not a curated record
AUGAGCCUCCUCUUCGUCGCUAAAGGAGCGAGUUUUGCGUCGCAAAACCUGCCACCAGCCGCAAACACUCGCGCCAAGAUGAACGCCACCACUCGAUCGUCUGCUGAGUUCGACAUGGCCAACCGAGUCUCGCAGAUUGCCACCUCAGCUUCCCGGUACUCAACCAAUGACGGAUAUUCCACGAGCGACAGAUACUCCAUGUCGUCUCGACUCUCCAGUGAAGUCGGGCGAAGCAACUCUGGAUGGUUCCAGCGCCAGGCUCCUAAAAAUCUCGACAUGCCGCGCGCUUCGUCCACGUCGUCGACGGCUUCGUCGGUCGCAGCAAGGAAGCACACCCCCGUCACCACAAAGAGCUCCAUCUCACGCACUGACGUUCCGGACUGGUAUCGCGUCAUUGAGUCCCCAAGCGACAACGACCGAUACACCACUUCAUCACUCGACAGCGAUAACAUCAGUAGUGAGCGAGAAUCCUUUGAAUUGGUAUAUGAACCUUCAGCGAGCAGCUAA